Messenger RNA from Cyanidioschyzon merolae strain 10D, 4620 nucleotides. RefSeq names its product MAP kinase kinase kinase, cdc15-like epsilon-type. Gene Ontology annotation, biological process: protein phosphorylation. The record is from RefSeq and is a predicted model, not a curated record. Lineage: Eukaryota; Rhodophyta; Bangiophyceae; Cyanidiales; Cyanidiaceae. Bases 1 to 4620 code for a protein of 1539 amino acids. The transcript has a single exon. Gene Ontology annotation, molecular function: protein kinase activity; ATP binding.
AUGGAGUAUGGUAACUCUUUCUCGAAAAAGCUGAGCGACCGCAAAUACAGGGCAGGCAACCAAGAGAAGGAGACAAGUGGUAGCCCUGGGUCAGGCGAACGAAACGCUGGUCGCGCGAAAAGCCCCUCAAGAGCGAAACAAACAAGCAACAUCGCUCAGACGUUAUCGACUGCUCGUCGGCCUUCAUCCGUGCCGCGGAGUCUUCUUCGAACUCGCGCAAACACCGAAGUGAAAACCCUCUGCUCCAGUACGGGCGAGGUUCUGUACUAUCUGGGCGAGCAGCUCGGUCGUGGCGCGUAUGGUGUCGUCUAUAAGGCUAUUGAGAUCAGCACGGGUUACUUUGUGGCGGUGAAACAAAUCCCAAUCGAGCAUAUGGGGCCUGCAGACCGCGAGGCGGUGCGAAACGAGAUUGAGCUCCUCUCCAAGCUCAAUCAUUUCAAUAUCGUCAAGUACUCUACAGUGCUUCACGAUGAGAGGCAUAUUUCGAUUGUUACGGAGUUCAUGGAGUCUGGGUCUCUGGCUGGUAUUGUUCGCCGUUUCGGUCCGCUUCCAGAGACCUUGAUUGCGUGGUACGUAUCCCAGGCGCUGAAAGGUCUUACGUACCUGCACGAGCAGGGUGUCAUUCACCGCGAUAUUAAAGGCGCGAAUAUCCUGCUCAACAAGCGCGCGUUCGUGAAGCUCGCCGACUUUGGCGUCGCAACCAAGCUCAUGCGCAGUGACACGGAGACUCUUUGGAGCAGUGGCAGUGCGUCUGCCGGGGGACCUGCAGCGGCGCCCUCGAUCGCGGGAUCACCGUACUGGAUGGCGCCGGAAAUCAUCGAAAUGAGCGGCUACGGGACUGCUAGCGAUAUCUGGAGCAUCGGCUGUACGGUGAUCGAAUUGUUUACGGGGUAUCCGCCUUAUUAUGAACUGGCACCCAUGUCUGCACUGUUUCGUAUCGUAAGUGAUGAGCAUCCUCCAUUGCCCCCGAACGUCAGCGAGGGUAUGGCGGAUUUUCUGCUCCAAUGCUUCCAGAAGGAUGCAGAACGGAGACCUUCAGCGGAGAUGCUGCUUCGGCAUCCGUGGCUGGUAAAGCGAACCAGCGAGCUCAAGAGAGCUGAAUCCCGACUCAUGGAAGCGUCGAGCGAUUCGGACGAGUCAGAUUCGGUCGAUACGUAUCCUGGCAACCAACCAAGGCGGCAGCAGAAACAUAGAAGAGGUUCCUCGAAGCACAGCGCGAUUGCAUCGCACCACGAGAACGAGCCAGUUCCACACCUACCGGUGCCGCCUCCGAAAUCAGUGAAUGUGCAAGUUCCAUCGGAGGAUUCGCUCAUGGACGAGGAACUCGAUGAUGCACCGGCUGCCGAGGAUCUCGACGAAGAGGAACCAGACAUUGCGGAGGAUUUCGACAGCAUGACGCUGCGCUCUGCCGAGGAUUUGGCUGCGUUCGGAAACAAAGCGCCGACGACGGAGCGGUUAUCGCGCCCAGCUGAGGAACACCAAGACGGAGUCUCUGGAGGCACCGCGGAUCCGAAUGGAGUCCCCAGCCAGCGCAGAGCAGCGCUGCUGGCCUCUAUGGCGCCGCAUGCGGCCCCGGCAUCGAUGAAGCAAUCCUCCGUGGGCACCGAUCAUCCCCAGACGAGUGCGCAUCACGACAAGCAACGUGGAUCCAUAGCAGGAAGCACGCCCCCAGUUCGCAUCUCUGUGGAGACCCUUGAGAUGUUUGCUGAAAAGGAAGAGACCUACGAUGAUUUAGGUAUCGAGAACGAGGACCUGCUUCUGGAGGAGCUGCAGCGAUGGCGGCAGUCGCUCCACACAACGAGAUUCUCUGUAUCCGUAGACAUGCCGAGUUCGGAUGAGACCGACUCGGAAACGGAUACGCCGGACCUUACACCGGACUCUGAAGUCGCUGGGGAUCGCUCCCGGAAUCGAACGUCAUCUCCGGUCUCAAGAUCCAGGUUGCGGCAAUCGCGGGAGCGCUCCUUGUCUCUGAGACAUUCGUUUCCACAUGUUGGAUACCAGAGCCAAUCCUUGUCUUUGUUCUCGUCACCUUCAAUCUCAUCUGCUGAGAGCGAAGGAGAUUCCUUGAAUCCACCAACAGCCUCAACACUCGUCCAAGUUGGCGACGUUUCGCAAGCGGCUCGACUGCAACCCACCGAGCCUGCCGAUGCCGAUACCGAUGCAAAUGCUAUUCCCCGGCAGCGACGAAGAAGCGAACGCAAGCUACGACACUCCGAUUCGUUGCCUCGAGAUCGCUACGAACGUCUGGUAUGGGAGGAAAUCAGUCGCAAGAUUUCCGCAUUGGUGCGGGCUGACCUCACGCUCGGCGACUCCAAGCAGCGCGCUGUAGAGGCAGCCAACUCUAUCCUGGAGCUUUUCCGAGAAGUUCAACCCCAGCGAUUCUACUUGGUGACACACCACCUGCUCAUUCCACUGAUGGAAGUAUUAGAUGCAUCUGGCAUUGAAGAGCAGGUGCUCGUUGAGCGGAUUCUAGCGUUUCUGAACGAGGCAGCGGCCACGAUGCCGGGUGUGCCAGACUCGACGGCCGAAGGGCGCGCAUUCCGCGAGCACCUCUGUAUUGCAGGAAUAGUCCCAAUUCUGGUAGAAUUCUCCGCUCGAACUUAUAAUGAUCGUGUUCGAAUGCAGAGUGCGCACUUGCUUGCCAAAAUGCUGCACAUUGAUGUUGAAGAUGUAGGCGUUCACGAGGGCAAGGUUGCGUGUGCGCCCAGUGCCCAGGACGCGGGCUCCGAGACCGCAUCCGAUCGGAGAACGUUCGCUUUCGCGUACAACCAGAAAAGGCUGGACACCGCGGCGGUGCUUGAUGAGAGCGAUGUUCGUUUCAUCGAAACUUUCAUUGCAAGUCGAGGGCUGCGCGUGUUUGUGCACCUGCUCGAACCCGACUUUAGCCGUUACUGGGAAAUGACGCUCAUUGCGCUGCGCGGGGUGGCGCUCGUGAUGCAGACGGAAAGUCAGCGUCGUCGCCAUGAUAUCUGCCGUUUGCUAGCUCGGGACGGGUUUCUGGAUCGCCUGUCCGAGGCGCUCGAAUGGUGUAUUGAAUGGCUGGCGCACAAACCGGCUCCCAGUGUUGAGCAGCAGAAGCUGGAUCACGAAUCGCCGACCAAAGCGCGUCAGACGCACGCGCUGCACGAGGAGCACGUCGAGCACCUGGUUAGCCGCCUCGUGGAGCUAUGGCUGCUCUUUCCGCCAGCAGACUCGGUCAUUGAGAAACACAUGGCCCGCCGCAGUGUCCUUCAACCCAUUGUGCAUAUCCUGCCGGCGUUGAGAGAUCAGCGCGAUCAGCUGAGUGUCCUGAAUUCGCUCCGCGAUCUGAGUGGUCAUCAGGAGUCCCAUCGGGCGCUGCAAACUUCGGGUGCGAUCACCGUCUUGGUGGGCAUGCUGGAGCACAGCAUGCUGCUCGAUGGGCGCAUCAUCAUAACCCUUUUCAAUUUGUGUCGUUUGCGAGGUCCCCUGGAGACCAGAGAACGACAGGAAGAAGCAGUUUGUGCACACAAUGGCAAGCUGGUACGCUAUCUGCUGCAGCUGGCCCGCGCUGGCGGUGGAGCUAUCGCGGGCACUGGACCUGUAUCACAGACGCCAUCGGGCACGGGUGCCGGUUCUAACCGGAACCACCCAGGCACUGCAUGCUCGGAGGACGCUCCUGGUCAAAGCGGCGAACAUCCGUUGCGAGGUUUCGCUAUCGAGAUUCUGUGUGCCUUGGACUGCAGCUCAGAGCGUAUUCGUCAAGUUUUGUGGCAGAAUGGUGUCACCGGCUUCCUGAUCGGGGAAUUACUGGGCACUGUCGUUCGACAACAGCGUCUACGUGCUUCCAAGGAGGCCGAGGCGGUAUCGCUAGCGCCUGCAGCAGCCGCCACGCGACCCCCAAGCGCAGCAAACACGCUGUCGGAGCGCGGAGCGAGCAUCACCGCACCCGAAGCGUCGCCCAGAGACGAUGACAUGCGGGUGUCGCACCUGUUGACGUCGCACCAGAAGGCGAUCCUGGAAUCGCUGGUGACUUGGAUGCACGCCAGCAAAACCAGUCUUCGACAGAUCGAAGAUGUGCUGCUGCUGCUGCCUCACGAACCGCUAUCUGCUGACGCCGGCUCCGUUUCAACGUUCUUGCAGGUGCUCGCAGAGCUACCUUUCUGCAACGCUGAAACGAGAUCGCCGCGUGCUCCAGUGACAGCUGCCGCAAAGAUCGCAGACUCGAACUGCGAAGCCAGUGGCUCCCAGUGGUUGCCGCUGCAACACCAGAGCUCUUCCGCGUGUCAUGCGGAAUACAUUCUCGGCCCCUACCGAGAAAUGAUCGAAGCAAGUGCGCGAUUCCGAGACGCGCUCAGUGCGUACCAGGGAGGCAUCUUUUGUCGGCGUCUUGCGCGACUCGCUCUGGGCGCACAGAAAGCCGACGUUCGACGCCAAGCGCUCUUGACGCUAUCUGCGCUGAUGCAGAGCGCAGAUCCCGAAGUGCUCGCUGUUCUCCAACAAUUGGCAGUGGCGGAACGUAGCGUACUUCUACAGCCGGAAGUGAAGUCCAUCCUAGAGCGUUUUGGUUACACGAUCGAUACGGCGCUGCGGGAGACGUCACCCAGAGCGCUACAGGUAGGCAGCGCCAGCGAUGUCACUGCAUCCGCACCAGAGGCCUAG